This is a messenger RNA of Rhodofomes roseus, 919 nucleotides long. RefSeq lists its product as uncharacterized. The coding region runs from base 256 to 825 and encodes 189 amino acids. Lineage: Eukaryota; Fungi; Basidiomycota; Agaricomycetes; Polyporales; Fomitopsidaceae. The record is from RefSeq and is a predicted model, not a curated record. The transcript has 4 exons.
CUGACAACUGAAUCAUCCGAUCAACCGCCCGAUCCUCCAGAGAUGCCGCUGUCGAGCCGCUACUUGGAUGAGAUAAAGGGAGAUGGAAUCGAAAUUGGUAACCUCCGCUCAUCACUUCUUCCCCAAGUGCAAGCCACUGAAGUCGGCACUGGUUGCCUCACUUCAACGACAUUCCUUUUGCGCCCUCCUGUUGACGACUCUUACGCUCUAUAUCAUCGCUUUUCAUAAUUGCCUACACUUGCGUUUACUUCCAACAUGCGCUUCUCCGCUAUUCUCGCCGUCGUUGCUCUCUCCACAACGGCUUUGCCCGUCAUGUCUCGGCCUAUGAGCUAUGUCUACGCCCGAGACUACGACAACCUCCUCGCCAGGGCCCCCGCUGGGGAACUGGAGGACCUCAUAGUGCGCGCCAUCGAGAAUGGCGAUCUCCAGGAACGUGGUCUCUUCGGUAUCGUCACCCAUUCUAUUAAAGCCGCAGCCACUGGCAUCAAGAGCUUGGUAAGAAGAAGCAACAGAAGCACAAAAAGGAUCUUGACGAGCUCGAUCUCUUCGAACGCGAGUACGACGAGUAUGAGUACUAUUAGCCUAGAGAUGAAUAGAGUCUUCAACUGCCUUUUCACGCGGGAUGCAGGACCGACCAGCGCACUUACGACGUCCAGGGAAAACGUUGCAUUGCUAGCCAGUAACUUGCAGCACAUGCAGUUCGUCUAUGGCUCGCACAUGACAAAAGAACAUGCUGGAGCGCUGAGGAUUCUAGUCAUUAUACAAGCAACUCAUGCUAGAGCAUUUCGUUCCUCGAGCGAGAAGCCACAUAGAUGCAAGUCAUGAGAAGGACGAAACAGUCUAGCGUCAGAAACCGUCUGAGCAUCUACAAUCACAUCCAGCAACCGGACAUGUCCCAUGAGAGCGCCGCCGGUCCUCA